CUAUAAUAUUAGAUAUUUCAACAGAGAAAAAUAAGUAAAAAGAUUAUAUAAUAAAAAUGGUCUCCCAAUCAUUAGAAAAAAAAAAUUGUCUUCUUUAUUUUCAUGACUCCUCCUCCGAACAUAAAAACCUCACUUCCGAUCCACCGCCGUCCUGCGGCCUGCAUCUCCGCCGACAAACCCCUCUUUGCAGCCGAAAAACCUUCACAAAUAUCACUCCAUGCACUAGUACCGCCACCGACCGCACUGCCAUCACACAACUACAAAAAUAUAACUUUAGCUCCACUUCCAAUCUCGAAACGGUGGAUCGAAGGCAUGGAAAGCGGCCGCUUCCACCGGAAACAUCGGAGGAGAAAGACAGACAAUACGGUGCCGCCACCUUUCCUCCUGGUUACUACCCGUACCCUCAGUCCGAUUUUGCGGACAUAUCGGCAGUAGUCUCAGGUCUAUCUCAACCCACGGGAAGCGGCGGAGACGACAAACAAGUGGCAGCUGUAAAAGAAGAACCGCCACCAGACGCCUCUCAACCUGCACCACAAGAUCAAGAGAAUCCGAGGAGACGGCACUACAGAGGAGUGAGGCAAAGACCGUGGGGCAAAUGGGCGGCGGAAAUUCGUGAUCCCAAGAAAGCAGCACGAGUGUGGCUCGGCACUUUUGACACGGCGGAGGAGGCGGCUCUCGCAUACGAUAAAGCAGCACUCAAGUUCAAAGGCACGAAGGCCAAAUUAAACUUCCCAGAACGAGUCCAGGGCAACACGGAACUCAGCUAUGUUCCUGCCGCUAGCGGUGGAGAUUCUACCUCCUCACUCCCCGAGCAAAAUCCCGCGCCAUACAUCCCAUCGCCUUCACCGUGGACUUCACAGGAAUCUUACCCGCACUUGUUUCAGUACGCACAACUGCUAUCAAGUAACAACGACGCGGAUAUCUCUUUUUACACUUCCAGUCUCUUGAAUCCGGAACAAUCUCACUCUCCGAGUGUUUCUACGUCGGCAUUAUUAUCUUCCUCAUCGGUGUACUCCCAACAGUCACGGCAAGAGCCUGUGAGAUUUCCAGCCAAGCGGGACGGCUCCUCUGGUACCCAUAAUCAAGAACAAGGGAAAGACUUCUGAUUUCGAUCCUUGUCUUGUUGACCAGGGUUCCGAUCCUAUAUGGGGUUCACUGGAAAUCAUUUCAUCGCUAAUCACCUAUAAUUGCGACGUUAAGGGAUGGCCUUUCUUUAUCAAACUGCGGGUGCUACAUAUAUCAAAGGAGUUGGCUUAUUCUAUAGUCAUUAAGCCUAAAUAGCAAGUAUUUUUAAACAUGAGAUGAUCUCAUGUAUUAUCAUGCAUAUCUUUCUUGAAGUAUUAUUAAACAUGAGGUAGGACUUUGGAGGGUAAGGGAGUUAUAAUUAAACUUGAGCUUUUUCCAAGUGUGUUUUUUCUGUCGAUGUGGGAAGCUUGUCUGGGCUUUAGCCUUCGAGAUUUUCUAUCCUCCAUUUCAUCUUUUUCCCACUUCGUCAUCGGUCAGUUUGUGGAAUGAGAGUUUCAUCAAUCAUCAGCUCCUUUAUAUAUUGUCCAUGUAAGAGGUGAGUUCACCAUAAAUAAUACGCAUUGUUUCUU
Rubroshorea leprosula is the source of this 1595-nucleotide messenger RNA. The record is from the annotation of a GenBank genome assembly. NCBI's taxonomy places the organism in Eukaryota, Viridiplantae, Streptophyta, Magnoliopsida, Malvales, Dipterocarpaceae.